Messenger RNA from Brachypodium distachyon (stiff brome), 1667 nucleotides. RefSeq names its product protein SMAX1-LIKE 3-like. The record is from RefSeq and is a predicted model, not a curated record. The transcript is spliced from 3 exons. Lineage: Eukaryota; Viridiplantae; Streptophyta; Magnoliopsida; Poales; Poaceae. The coding region runs from base 34 to 1515 and encodes 493 amino acids.
CAUACGAGUACCCCUAGCUUAGCCAUAGCUAACAUGCAGCUCACAGCAGCAGCUGGUCCGGAGGAGGAAGCCGCGGCGGGGUCGUUGGUGGCGCAGGCGAGGAACCUGGCGUCGCGGCGAGGCCACGCGCAUGUCACCCCGCUCCACAUCGCCAGCGCCAUCCUCUCCGCUUCGCCCGCUCUCCUCCUACGCUCCUCAAACAGCAUUCACAACAACGACAACAUCGACGCGCUGGCGCUCUCCCUGGGCGCCGCGCUCGACGGCCUCCCCGUCGUGACGACGACGUCCCCGUCCCCGGCCCCGGCCCCGGCGGCAGCGCCUUCGAACGCGUUCCUGGCAGCGCUGAAGCGGGCGCGGAAGAAGCGCCGGCGUCGUAGCAGCAGGGCAGCAGCGGGCAGCAGCGAGGUCGAGCGGCUCGUGGCCUCCGUCCUCCUCGACCCCAGCGUGGACCGCGCCCUGCGCUCCGCCGCCAGCUUAUUACUACGACCGUCGUCUGAUCCUGAUCCUGUUCCUGAUCGUGGGACGAAGCAGCUGGCACGUCGGCACCAACGACCAGCUGCAGUCGUCCCCAAUGGAAGUGAGAAUCAAGCUAUCAAAGUGAAACCAAGACCAUCAGCGCGGGGCACGACGAAGCUCGGCCAUAACAAACUUCUGACCAGAUCAACACACCGCGGCCGCACCAGCAACAUUCAGGCUGCUUGCCGCCAGCCAAAAUUCACGGAGCUCACUGCGGAGAACCACAAGAUCCUUUGCGGCGCACUGAUGCUGCGCGUGCCGUGGCACGGGGCCAUCUUUCCCGGCAUAUCGACCGUCGUGCUGCUGUGCCGAUCCGGCAUGACGAGGAGGGCGAGGGAGAAUCUAACCAGCUCGUCGUCGAGGACGACGGCAACUUGGCUGCUCUUCCAAGGAAGGGACAAUGGCGGCGGCAACUUGGUUGCUCGGGAGCUCGCGAGGCUCGUGUUCGGCUCUUACUCGGAGUUCACUGCCCUGGAGGUGCUGGGUAACUCUGAUAUUAUUACUCCCACACGCAACGGCAAGCAGAUCCCCGCCAUCAAGGGGAAGAGAUCACUACUGAACAAUGAUUGUGGAGGCUACGUUGGGGAAAGGUUGUUCGAGGCGAUACGGGAAAACCCUCAUCGUGUUAUAUUGAUUAACGGCGUGAACAGGCUGGACCGUGAUUCGAAGACCUUCGUGAAGAACGCGGUGAAGGAAGGAACAGUGAGGGGCUGUAAUGGCGAGGUUGUCAGCUUGGAGGAUGUCAUCGUGGUGCUGAUGAACUCUGAAGUGGUCGACUCGGGGUCGUCCGUACUUUCGUCCCCGCAGAUGAAACGUCCACGACUGGGCAGGCAGAGCCUUGAGGAGGGAGAUGACAUUCAAAGGGAGGAAGUGAGAUCUCGUCGGUUGAGCAUUGAUCUGAAUGCUUCCCCAGAGCCUCAGGAAGAUGACGAAGACGAUUCGGCUGAGGAGAACGCGGGGAUCACGGAUGUCGUGGACGGUGUUUUCUUUUUCAACUAGUAGUGCACUUUGAAACCACCCUGCGAGCUUAAUUUUUCUCUGAGAACAAUGUUCUAGCUUUACUAGUGAUUCAAGAGUGAAUUUCGUCUCUUAUCCCCUACUUUGGACUUUAUAUAAUCCCCGUCCCAUAUUAAGUGAUUCAAAUUUGUCCA